UCUGCAGAAGUAGUUGGCCCGGUCUUCGACGACACCACGUACACCAUCCCGGGUUACGAUGUCGUGUCUCUUAGCGUCGGUGUGAUCAUUGCCAUUGUCGUGGGCUGUAUCUUGUUCCUGGUCCUGUGCAUUUGCUGUUGCUACUACUGCUGCUGCAGGAGCCCUCCUCCACCCCAGCAGACAGUCAUCGUCGCUCAGUCCGCACCAGCGCAGUCCACCGUGGUCGUAGCUCAAGCUCCCCAGGCAGUGUACAACCCCCAGCCCAUGGGUCCACCGCCCAUGCAACCACCGGUCGGCUACGGGCAACCACAGGCGGGCUAUGACGGGCCGCCACCCUACCCGGGCCAGCAGACGGGAUACGGUUACGCUAAACUCUAAAUUUGCAACCUGGUGCUGCAUGCAGUU
Molecule: messenger RNA, 405 nt
Organism: Patiria miniata (bat star)
Lineage: Eukaryota; Metazoa; Echinodermata; Asteroidea; Valvatida; Asterinidae
Product: protein shisa-5-like
Exons: 1
Source: RefSeq, a predicted model, not a curated record